Brenthis ino (lesser marbled fritillary) is the source of this 612-nucleotide messenger RNA. Lineage: Eukaryota; Metazoa; Arthropoda; Insecta; Lepidoptera; Nymphalidae. The record is from the annotation of a GenBank genome assembly.
AUGAUGACUAUGGACGUCGGUAUGUACAACAAUCAACAGAGUGGGUACAGCGCGGAAUAUUACCAACAGGGAGGCGCCUAUCAGCCACCUUAUGAGGGCUACCAUGAGGCAUACUAUGAACCCACGCCGUACUACGAACCCAUAAUUCAUGGGCAACCAACCCACGAAGCAACCCCAGUUAUAAGUACUGAUACCGGACUCUGUUACACGAAUUUGGACUAUGGUGAAUUACAGCAAAACUACCCUAUACAUCCGCUUCCGCCGCACCCUGAAACUUUCAAACAUAGAGAGGACAUUCCUAGACCGGAAGAAAUGCAUAUGCACGACCAUAAGCUGGACAAUCACUAUUUAGAAACAAAAUAUAAUAUGCAUUUUGUUGAUGAAUCUAGCAUACAAUAUAGCCAUGGAUCUCCUUUACCGUGUGGGGAGUUUGACCCUUAUACCCCUAAAGAAGAGUUCGUAGGGCUAAGAGAUUUCCCUCGAGAGGACAUGCAAAGCCAUCACGUUGGUCACCAAACUCACACCUCCCACGCCACUGUACCAACGUACAAGUGGAUGCAAGUCAAGAGAAAUGUUCCGAAACCAGCCGCAUUUAGCCUUCUACUUGAGUUU